CACUAUGUGUGGGAAUGUGUGUGAGAAAAAGUUGCAGACAAAGCUGUGCAGAGCGUCAGAGCGAGCGUGUCGUCGGGUGAGGACGCACACGGUGUCGGAGCGUCCGCGGGACAUGUAGUUUGGAGCUCAGGCAGCAGCUGGAAGUUUUUAGUUUCUUUUAUUUUCGUUUGCUCUGGGUUUGGUUUUAGCUCGUUAACUCUGGGAAAAAGAUCUUCGGCUUGUGAUCGCUGGAAUAUAUAAACGUUUAACGAGUCUGGAGCCCGAGCAGAGAUCUUUCACUGCGAGGAGACUAUGCAGCCGACAUCAGGGACUCACAACCAUGACAACUGUGUUCAGACGCAACUGUGCGCCCAGCUGGAGUUCGUGCAGAUCCUGGUGAUCGUGGUGGUGAUGAUGGUGAUGGUGGUGGUCAUCACCUGUCUGCUGAACCACUACCGCCUAUCGGCACGCUCCCUCCUCUCAAGACACGCCCCGACGCGCAGGAGACACCUGCCAUUGGCCAACGAGGGAAGUCUGUGGUCUUCUGAGGGCACGGGGACAAACAGUGGACUAAAUGAGCACCAGGUGUAUAACCCCCGCCCUCCAGACAGAGGGGUCUCCUCGUCCUACCUGCAGCGGGAGCCUCAGCACGCCCAGUCCCAGUCCCAGCCUCCUCUCCAGUCCCAGCGCUUCCAGCACACGUACGCCCCGAGUCGCUUCCAGCCGACGUAUCCCUACCUGCCCCAGAGCCUCAUCGAUCUACCGCCGACCAUCUGCCUCUCGGACGGGGAGGAGCCGCCGCCGUACCAGGGCCCCUGCACCCUGCAGCUUCGAGACCCGGAGCAGCAGAUGGAGCUGAACCGCGAGUCGGUCAGAGCGCCGCCCAACCGAACAGUGUUCGACUCCCAUUCCCUCGACUCAACGAGCUCCUGUCUGCAGGCCAGUCUGCAGGCCCCUCCUCCGAGCGUCCACUCAGGCAUCAGUGUGCUAGAAGCCCAGGAGGCCUUGUCCCGGCAGCAGAAGCAGGGCUCCCGAGUCGAAGGAGCUCCCCCAACCUACAGCGAGGUGAUCGGGCACUACUACCACCCGACAUCCCUCACCCCUAACCACAGCCACCGGACUGUAUCGUCCUCACAAGCGCCGCCAUCCUCGUUCAUACACGGCCUGCUCCGACCUCCGCCUCAGCAGCAGCAGCAGCAAGGAAGCGUGGACAACAGGAACGCAAGGAAUACGAAGGAGAAAUCCCAGAAGCCUCAGCAGGUGUGACAGUACUGCUUCCUUAUUCCUAGCCUGCGGGAAGACCAGGAUCAUGUCUGCUCACCACUUGGGAAGUGGCCAAUAGCAAAUGAGGAACAACCUGGUUCGGUAACGGUUAAAAAAAAAUCCACUCUGAAUGGUCUGAGGGUCGGUUCACGUUAGUUGUAGUUGUUGUAGCUGACAUGUGGUCACCCGCUUCAUGGAUCGGGCUAGGACUGGGAAGCGGCGCACGCUCGGCUUCUCGAACACCUGGAAACCACAUCUCUCCUGCAGAGCACAGUUGCGGGAGAAAAUCUGGUACUUCCUGUUCCACCGCUUCUUACUUCCCGCCUGGGGAGCACUUCAGAUGAACCGAUGAUGUCAGAGAAGAGGGCAGAAGGUGCGAAGGGAAGGACGGAGACAGAAGCCUCCUCCUUCCCUUGACAACUCCACCUCGUCCCUCUUCUGUCAGACUGAUCUAACUUCAUUCAUUAUAAAUAUUUACUUGUUCCGUUUGUUUCUAUAGAACUUUUUGUCCGUUUGUUCGUCUUUUUUUUUUUUUUCGUGCUUACAAAAGAAAAUUCCUAUCCAGGCAAACGGCGAAAUGUUGCAAUCUUCUUGGUUCUUCCAGGUUUUUGUUUUCUCGUGAUAAUCGCCCACGCUGCUUUUCGACUCCCGUUCAGUUCAACGUUCGACUCCUGCUCCAGGCUUUUAGCUGCAUCACCGGGACACGCGAGCACGUUAGAAUAUUUCCAGAGAGAGAGUUUUAGUUGAACUAGUUCGUAGCACAGUGCCGAAAGUCCUCGAGCUUGCCUUAUAUCGACCAACCGAUGCAGGAGUUGUCGCUAAAAUUCUUUUUUUUGUUUUAAUUUUUUAUGUUUUCUAAAGAAGGUUUGCACAAAGUUCAAGACUGUUCACCGCAGAAGAAAGAAAGAAAACCCGCAAUAUGAUCGAGAUGAGAGAGAAAACAGUGAACGUAGGAGUAUUUUUCUAAACUAGAUAGAUUCUUUUUUCUGUUUUAUAUGUUGUGUAGUUUUAGACAAAAGAAAAGAAGAAACAAACAUCAGUAAUCUGUUGGGGUGCCAACUUUCACAUUGAACAUUUUGCUACGUACAUGUUGGCAUGUAUAUACGGUUACAGACUGAGUAUAUAUAUAUACACACACACACAUGUAUGCAAACCGAGAGCGAACUUAAAAAGCACGAAUUUAGAGUUAUUUAUAUAAUUGCUGAAAAGAAUUGCACUAUUUUUUAAGGAUGCGCAGAUGGAACGUGUGUGAGAGACUUUUAUUGUGAAGGAGCUCCAUCUAUUGAGGCGUUAAAAAAAAAACACAUAGAGAGAGAGACCCACGAAAACACUCGGACUCACCAGAGAGUCGGACCAGCUCGGUGCACGGUAACAUAUCAUGCGGGAGGUUCUGACUUUGGUUUAACGGACUCGGAUCAACUAUUACUGUACCAUUGAUUUAAAAAAAACAACAAAAUAAAUCCCUUGUUUAUGCAAAUGUCCGAGUCACGCGAGCCAACCGCAAGUCAGCAUUCGAACCUGUUGGGGCCCAAUCAGAAACUCUGCUCGCUCUCUCUUUUUUCAUCCGUCUUGGCCGAAUCGUUAGCCAAUCCCAAAGCUGGCUGUCACUACCUCGACCAAACAAGUACAAGCACAUACGAGUUUGCUCAUCGGACGCCGACGGACGUCUGAACUAAUCAAGACGAUGUGUGAUGUAACGGUAGAGUAGAGUUAGUUUUUAAUCCUCCUUAUUUUUUAUUUGAAUGUCAGAUUUUUGGUUUUUUGUUCGUCGGGUGAGAAGAGAGAGAAACGACGCAGAUCCCGCGACGCUUCUUUCUGUAUGAAGGAAGCCAAGGUCGCCCUACAGGCCCCGACAUACGUGAUACCUGUGCACUGCAUAUAAACACACACAUUAAACCAACACACACCUCCAGUUCAUCUCCUGCCUUCUCCAACACUCACACCGUCCUCUCUGGCGAGUCUCUCUCUCUCUUUUCUUGCAGGCAUCUCUGAGCACUUUACUGCAGCAGGAACGAGACAACAAUCUCCUGUCAGCCAGCGUCGGACACACGAUGAAACUUGAACAAAACAAAACAAAACAAAACGGUAGAAACCCGUAAUUUUAGACACGCUCUUUAAGAGAUGCAAAGAGUUGUGCUGCAAAACUUUUAAACAUCCUUCGAGUGGAAUUUAACAACUGACUGUUCGAGUUUGGACGAUCUUGUGACUCAGGCUGGGUAUCUUUUCAGGUCUGUCCAAUAGUAAGACCGUUAAACAAGCAACAUUUUUCAAGAUAUAUAUAGUAUAAUAAAACUUUCAUUUAAAUCUAGUUUUUCUUUUGACAGUUUCCGAUACUCGAGGUUCGAUACCCAGCCGACUCACCGUAAGAUCAAGUCAUUAUCGUAGCCUCUUCUUCACGAGGUGGAUGUUUCGGUUUUGGAGCGAAACUCUUUGUGCGUCGUCGAACGCAGCGCGAGGCGAGUUGUCGCAAACUAGACACAGUGAAGUGUUGAAAAGUGACACGAGUGUUAAUCGCAACUCGUCUUUUGUCGUCUCUUAAAGAUAAAAAAACUGUUGUUUAAACUCAAAGAUCAGCGCAUGCUUGAAGUUUUUUAAGAUGAAGCGUGACCUUUCGGGUACCACGGGCUCUAAAUGAAGCCGGCGCCCUUUAACGUCCAGCCUUUAUGCAAACAGCGCCCUCCACAGGGGCCGAACCAAACCGCAGCCAAAACUCCCGAAGCUGAGUGAGCUUAACUUUGUAGAGGAGAGAGUCGAGAGGCCAAAAAAAAACCUGAUUCGGUGAAUCCUUAAAUCUCAGAUGAAUCAGCGAAGCAUCUGUUUUCCCCUCUGUGAUCUGUGAACAGUCCUUACACUCACCUCGCCAUCUGGAUGAGAAAUAUUUCAUCUGCUGAACAACAAGAAUCAUUUUUGUUUACUAUGUUGUCUCUGUUUUCUAAUCCGAACAAAGAUGGCAACAAGAAACAAGUUUGAAAAUCUUUUGUUUGAUGCAGCAGGUGGAACAAUUUCGAGUGUUCCUCGAGGACGAGGUCGUCACCUUUCAGAAAAAGAGACACUCUUAUAAAAACAGUGUCUUCGUCAGAUGAGCAGAGGUUAGUUUUCUGUUUCCUCGUUGCCUUAAACGUCAAAAAGUUGACGUGUAAUCACGUCCUUUCGAUCCGUCAUGUUUACCGUCCUCUCUUUCUCCUUUUUGUCCACAGCCAUAUUUUUUUUAUUUAAUGACGAGCACUUGAAGAAAAAAGAAAUCAUCGUGUGUAGAAUAGAUUAAUCUCUUGACCCAAAGUAGCGAAAGGAGCGAUGAGGGGAUCAAUCAAAGUAUGAAUCAAACGUUUGACCUCGGAAUGAGACGACGAGCCCAGAAGUUUUCCUUUCCUUUCCUUUCCUUUCCUUUCCUUUCCUCCUUUGUAGACUGGGCUGUUACCCUUUUUUUCUUUAAGAAUUGGUUCGGUUCCCUGCGAUGGAGGGUUUGCAGCGGGUAUGAGAAGGCUGGACGGGCUCCGAUCAAACCAUCGUAACAACAAUAAUAAUAUUAAUGUAACUGAGAAGUGAAACGGUGUCGGAUCAAUCUCUCGCUUCAGGGAAACCUGCGCUGGCUGACAAUACUUACAAAAAAAAAAAGACGGGAAGGAGAGGAGGGACACGACAACACCUCCACCUACACAUCAGACCAAUCAGACGUCUCCGAGCCAGAAAUAAUCUGCGUCUUUGCUGUAAUCCAGCGUGAUGGAAGUGUUUUUGUAAAGUCAGCAGGCAGUGUCUUUUCCCAGGGAAGUGUGUGUGUGUGUGUGUGUGUGUGUGUGUGUGUGUGUGUACACUGACGUGCCCUGGGAAAGACCUCCAGCUGUCUAGACAAAAACCAAACACACACACCGAGCAGACUAAACAAACUAACCCAAGAACCAGACCUCACACACACACACACACACACACACACACACACACACAGGUGCACUUUUAUCCUGAUUGUGGACCACACACACACACACACACACACACACACACCUCCUUCUUCUUCCCGUCUGAACGAGCUCUUCCUGUUCCCUAGAGAUGCCUGCUGCUGUCCAAUGACAGAGCUCCUGUCGGACCCUCUCUCGCUGCCAUUGGCUGGCUGGCCUGGCUGAUUAUCGACUGGUCUCUUUUCGGUCUCCUUGGAAACGUUUGUUUGUUUUAUUGUCGUUGCUAUGUCGUACAAGUGUGCCUGCCUGUGCUGAGACGGGCGAAAAAAUGUGAGUGGCCAGUUUUUGGGCUGUCAAUCAUCCCAAAAAGGCCACGCCUCCUUACUGUCUCAGACGAUGAUUGGAUGAUGAUGAUGAUGAUGAUGAUGAUGAGAUUGAGGAUGAUGAAGAUAGAUGUUUUUGAUAGUGAUGCCGCAGAGAGCGUUGCAAUACACCUACUAUUUGCCUUUUUGAUAAUAUUAGUCAUAUUUUAACGUAGUGUGCUAAAUGUACGUUUUUUUAUUGUUGUUGUUGUUGUUGUUGUUGUUUAUUCACUUGAGAACAAAAAAAAAGGUCAUUUUACUUCAAUCCAUCAACUCAAAACAACUUUUCUUUUUCUCAUUUGUAAAACUUUGAGAGUGUAAAACUACCUAACACACCCGAGCUGCAGAUCACUGGGAGGACGUGUAAAUACAACAAAAUGUGCUUUAAGUGCCCUUUCUCCAGCUUAAAGAGCAAACGGUGCGAUUCUUACAUCCUAACCACCACUGUGCACACUUCAUUCAGUGCCGACGCACCGACAAGUUCGACUUCUUCGUUGCAUGUAAACUUCCCACAAACGUCCCUGAGUAAUCAUCACCCGGGCCCAGCGUCUACAUGUGUGCCUUUCUGGUGUCCGGGGGCUCAAACGGAGACUUCAUCCGUCUGUAACAAAAAGAAAAACAAACAAACAAACAAAAAAAGCGUUAUAGUGCAAUGAACCCGAUGUUGUUGCCUUUUGUUGUGACAGUUAAGACGUCAGACAGAGCCGAAACAUUCACAAGAUACAAACAAAAGCUAACCGGGCAUGACGUAUGGAAGCUCGUUAAUGUCAAGAAAAGAAAAAAAUGUGACACUUGCAGAGAUUCAAACUUUAUUCUGGAAUAAAUAAACUUUUAAUUACGUAAACAUUACGACUUCGCAAACUCCAAAAAUCUAAAUUUGUUAUAUCGACUUACAAAGUCACAUUUUUCACUUAAACUUUCAUCAUUUCCAGUAUUUUAUUUCAUUUUUUUUCUUUCCUUGGCAAAUCUGAGCUUCCAUAAUGAUGAAAAAA
This is a messenger RNA of Larimichthys crocea (large yellow croaker), 6489 nucleotides long. It is a transcript of the gene pmepa1, whose product is annotated as prostate transmembrane protein, androgen induced 1. Bases 292 to 1245 code for a protein of 317 amino acids. Gene Ontology annotation, cellular component: early endosome membrane; Golgi membrane. Gene Ontology annotation, biological process: negative regulation of transforming growth factor beta receptor signaling pathway. The record is from RefSeq and is a predicted model, not a curated record. Gene Ontology annotation, molecular function: R-SMAD binding. NCBI's taxonomy places the organism in Eukaryota, Metazoa, Chordata, Actinopteri, Sciaenidae. The transcript is spliced from 5 exons.